This is a messenger RNA of Rubroshorea leprosula, 893 nucleotides long. Lineage: Eukaryota; Viridiplantae; Streptophyta; Magnoliopsida; Malvales; Dipterocarpaceae. The record is from the annotation of a GenBank genome assembly.
AUUAAUAAAAGCUUGAAUGCUUCAACUCAAUGCUCAAUAGCAAACCAAAAAUGAACUUGUUAUACAGUCUUCUUCCCUUACUAUUUCUAUGCAUUUGCAGGGCAGUAGAUCCUUUGGGGCAGUUCUGCAAUGAGGACACCAACAUAGGUAGCAAUAGCAAGAUAUCAGCAAACAUUGAUAACUUGUUGGCUGAAGUGGUCACAAAAGCUGCCUCAACUGCGUAUAUUGCUACCUCCUACGGGAAUGAUCCUGAUGAAGUCUAUGGCCUCGCUCAGUGCAGAGGAGAUGUAAGCAGUAAAGACUGUUCCAGUUGCAUACAAGAUGCGGCAAAGCAAAUCCGUGAACGUUGUCCUAACCAGGCUGAUGCAAGGAUAUGGUAUGACUUCUGCUUUCUACGGUAUAACAAAGUAAAUUUUAUAGGAGAAGUUGACACAUCUUUAGGUAUAUUAUACCGCAAUGUUGACAAUGUUACCGAUCCUGAAAACUUUAAUCCUCAACUCGGAGCUCUGAUGGAUAAAAUUAGAUCAGAAGCUGUGAUGCCUGAGAAUGAAGGGCUUGGGAAAGGCAAGACUAAACUGUCACCAUUUGUGACGCUUUAUGCAUUGGUGCAGUGCACUAGGGAUCUGUCUCAGAUAGAUUGUGCUCAGUGCUUGGCUAUUGCAGUUGGGAAUUUCCCAAAUUUCUGCAUCAACAGCAAGGGAUGCCGCGUCCUGUAUAGUAGUUGUUAUGUCCGGUAUGAGCUCUAUCCAUUUUUCUUUCCACUAGAUCCAAAUGAUACUUCAUCUGCAACUACUGAGGUGAUGGUGUUGUAUCCAUAGAUUUGAAAAGCAGAAUGCUAUAUAUCCCAAAAUGAGUUUCUUUAAAUGAUUCACGAAUAAUUUCAUUUCAUUUAU